This is a messenger RNA of Hemiscyllium ocellatum (epaulette shark), 490 nucleotides long. Its product is annotated as musculoskeletal embryonic nuclear protein 1-like. The coding region runs from base 106 to 348 and encodes 80 amino acids. NCBI's taxonomy places the organism in Eukaryota, Metazoa, Chordata, Chondrichthyes, Orectolobiformes, Hemiscylliidae. Gene Ontology annotation, biological process: chondrocyte differentiation; tissue regeneration; chondrocyte proliferation. The transcript is spliced from 3 exons. The record is from RefSeq and is a predicted model, not a curated record. Gene Ontology annotation, cellular component: nucleus.
UUCUCCCCAAAAUUAGAAACUGAGCAGCAGCAACAAAACGCGGAGCAGCUCCUUCGAUUCCAAGCGAGAGGCUCCGACGCUGGGUCCCUUUGCAGCUCCUAGACCAUGUCGCAGGAAGUGCACGUUGUUAAGAAGAAACGGCCACCGAUGAAGGAGGAAGAUAUUAAAGGAGCUCGAAAUAAACUGGGAAAAGAACAGAAAGUCCAGUCGAAAACGUACCGCGUAAUGCAGCAAUGCGAGAAGGAAGGUGGAGCUGCUCCUUCUGUUUUCAGUGCCGCGAGAACAGGACAAGAGACAGUUUUUACAAAGGGAACCCCUGAUCAGCCGAAGAGCGUCUUCAGUAAAUAAGAAAAGAUCUGCAAAGUCACAUCUGAUUCUAAAGUGACAAUAGCUAUAAGCUAAUUUUGUUAAGCCUUAAUAUUGUCUGGAGUGAAAAAGUACUUAUUUUUAUAUAAAUAAAACAACAAAAAAAUGUUGUUUCCUGAUUUUA